GAGAUCGCCAACGGAUUUCGGCAGAUGUUCUGUUGCAGUCCGUUGAUGACCAUCAUGGCGAUGGAUGACACCCCGUUCGAGUUCUACUCGAUGCUGGCCAAGGGAUUCCUCGACCUCAAGGGCUCUCGGUCUGAGAUGCUGGAGUGGGCCAGGACAUGCGAGUUCGAGGGUGUUGCAGAUGCUUGGACAGGCGUCGGCAAGUUCUGCGAAGCCAUCCUCCACAUCUUGAACGAGCGGAGUGUUGAUCCGGAGGGCAAGCUCGUUUUCCUCCCCGCGAGCUCCGUCUUCCAUUUCACACAGUUCAAUGGUGCUCGGCACUUUGAAAGGACGAUUCGUGCUGCCUUUGCACGUGCAGGCUGGUGGGGCCAGCAAGUGCAGGAAGUGACCCGGCAUGCAGGCUCGAGAGCCCUGGUGCAGCCCAAAAUGGAAACCUUCCUGGCUACUUUGCCUGAGGACUCGAAUCCGGCUAGCAUCUCCACUGCCCGCCUGCAGGAAAUCUUCGAUUUGUUCGAGGACAUCCAGAAAAGUGUCCGUUCCUUGGAACUGGAGCCUCUAAAGGAGAAGCUUUGUGAGUUGGUGUCGGGAUGCGCACGGUCGCUUCUCGACGCAACAGACGGCAUCGACAACGCGAGGGUCUCCCUUGUGUUCCGCAUGCUGGCCAUAGAUGCGGUUGCACUCCAACCUGGCAUGGAGUCACUGUCGCGGGACUUCAAGGAGUGGGCUUCGCUGACGAAGGACAGCAGAUCGCUUGCGGACUGCACGAGGCUUAUGGCAGCAAGCGCACGAACAGAUCUGGAUUUCCAGGCGGUGCAGAAGUCCUUGCCAGAGGAGAAUGCUUUGAAGAAUGCCAAUGAGGAGGCCAUCUCGCAGUUCCACUCCGGGCUGGCGACCUUCCUCGCUAAGGGCAUCCCAGCUGCCAUGGACAAG
Messenger RNA from Symbiodinium sp. CCMP2592, 927 nucleotides. Lineage: Eukaryota; Dinophyceae; Suessiales; Symbiodiniaceae. The record is from the annotation of a GenBank genome assembly.